Molecule: messenger RNA, 1433 nt
Organism: Cynoglossus semilaevis (tongue sole)
Lineage: Eukaryota; Metazoa; Chordata; Actinopteri; Pleuronectiformes; Cynoglossidae
Gene: tnfrsf1a
Product: tumor necrosis factor receptor superfamily, member 1a
Exons: 10
Coding region: 221-1381 (386 amino acids)
Biological process (GO): signal transduction; inflammatory response
Cellular component (GO): signaling receptor complex; membrane raft
Molecular function (GO): tumor necrosis factor receptor activity; tumor necrosis factor binding
Source: RefSeq, a predicted model, not a curated record
GUCUUCCUUGGAUCCUGCGCUCUGGGGGCUCUGUCUUGUGAAGUUUGAGUGUACGUUACAGCUACGUUAGGAAUACCAGAGGUUCUGAGGUUCUGACUUGUGGAACUUAGGAGAAGCAGAGUCCCAGGACGUGUCUGCAGUUGUCCCGAGACGUUUGACUGACUGUUUGUUGACUGUUGUGCAGAUGGCUUCAGAUGGACUGAGUUGAACCUGUCCCAUCAUGGAGGAAGUCGGUCACAGACACGUACACGCGCUCCUCCUGAUGUGUUUGUUCGUCCCCGUGUUAGGACAGGGUUCGGAGGAGCACACCUGUCCUCCAGAGGACUACAGCCCCAAGGCGGGGGUUUGUUGUAACAAAUGCCAUCCAGGUUUCAAGCUCGUGGAAACGUGUAAUGCUACUGGUCAGAGAAGUAAUUGCGUCCCCUGUCCGCAGAGACAAUUCAUGGACAAGAAGAACUUCUUCCGCUACUGCAGAACGUGUCGACGGUGUAAAGAAAUAAAAAAAGAAUAUGAGAUAUCUGCCUGUACAGCAGAAAGCAACACCGUGUGCCAGUGUAAGGACGGCUACUACAGGUACAACAUCGACGCCGAGACGUAUGAAUGUCGCAAAUGCUCCCAAUGUCCGUCUGAUGAAGAAGAAAAACACAUUUGCACACCUCUGAACAACACCGUCUGUGAAUGUAAGAAGAGUUUCUACAGAGUCAACAAGAAAUGCCAACCUUGCAAAACUUGUUCCUCUCAGUGCCCAGAGUGGUGUUCGUCAGCGACGACUCUGACUACAACGGCAGGUGACCCAGAUAAAGUCUUCCUCGUCAACCUGAUCGCUGGAAUUGGAGUUCUUUCCCUGGUUCUGUUGGUGGUGGUGGUUCUGAUCACGUACCUGGUCACGAAGCGCUUCACCCAGAACAAGCAGCUGACGACCCCCUCCCAACCUGUCGACACUUCCCCAGAAACAUCCAUGUUUUUGAUCAGCCAGGACGAGGCUCCGUACAGCCCAGACCUGAACGCCGUGCCUGAAGACCAUGUGGGGGGGCACCAACCGUCCAACCUGCCCGACUGUGUCCCUCUGGAGAUCAACAUCUCUGAACUCAUCUACACGGUUCUGGAUCUGGUUUCUGUGCCGCAAGUGAAACAGCUGGUGCGUUUGCUCGGAGUGAGGGAUACGGAAAUCGAACAAGCCGAGAUGGAUUACCGCCACUGCCGCGAGGCUAACUACCAGAUGCUGCGGAUAUGGGCCGAGAGAGGCGCUGGUCCGAGUGGAGCGGGACGAGGUGGGAUCCUCCUCCACGGGCCUCUGUUGGAGGAGCUGUUGGAAAAACUGAGGGUGAUGGCCCUGGGAGGAGUGGCCGAGCAGCUGGAGGACACAUUUGGAAUUCAGUAAUCCACUACUGCCUGCUAGGUGGAGCUCAUGAGACCAAGUAUUGUUUGCUAAG